Messenger RNA from Formica exsecta, 1003 nucleotides. Its product is annotated as HD domain-containing protein 2. The record is from RefSeq and is a predicted model, not a curated record. The coding region runs from base 1 to 525 and encodes 174 amino acids. Gene Ontology annotation, cellular component: cytoplasm. The transcript has 3 exons. Lineage: Eukaryota; Metazoa; Arthropoda; Insecta; Hymenoptera; Formicidae. Gene Ontology annotation, molecular function: 5'-deoxynucleotidase activity.
AUGAAAAGGACAGGAUGGGUAAAACGGAAUAUACCUGAUCCUGAAACAAUCGCUGGACAUAUGUAUCGAAUGGCAAUGUUAUCUUUCCUAGUGGAUGGAAAAGAAAAUUUAGAUAAAACUAAAAUAAUGCAAAUGACGUUAAUUCAUGACCUAGCUGAAUGUAUUGUCGGAGAUAUUACACCUUUGUGUGGUAUACCACCAGAUGAAAAACAUAGGAUGGAAGAUGAAGCUAUGGAGGAUAUAUGUAAGCUGUUGGGUGAUAAGGGACCUGAGAUAUUACAAAUAUUUCGCGAAUAUGAAAAGCAGGAAUCUCCAGAAGCACAGUAUGUGAAAGAUUUAGAUAGACUAGACUUGCUAAUGCAAGCAUACGAAUAUGAGAAAAGGGACAAUAUUCCGGGAGAACUGAACGAGUUCUUUGUCGCGAUUCACGGUAAAAUCAGACAUCCAUUUAUCAAUAAAAUCGCCAUUGAUAUAACCGAGGAAAGAGAUAAGUUAUUAAAUCAUAAUUCGAAUGCUACAAAAUAACAAAAAUCAUACUCUGAGGAUAAAAAACUGGAAGAGCGAGCUUCCAGAUAGCUCAAAUGAUAUUUUAUGUUGAUUACUAUGUCGUACGCGUCAACGAAGUAUACUUAAAUCACGAUUAUUAAUAUUAAAUCUUAUUGUUAGUAUGUAAGAUUUUGAUAUAGGUAUGAUGGGUAUGAUAGGUAUGAUAUAAAUAAUGCAAUAAUUGAUUACUUAAUUUAUUUGAAGGUUUGCUGCUUAAGUUUAUUUAUAGAUUACAUAAAGAAUUUAUUUGUGCAUAUGUAUUUUGCCUCUUGACUUUUGUAUUAGUAUGUAUUAGUGUCACGCACUAGUCAUUUUCUUAUUUAAAUGGUUAGAGUGUAAAAUAUGUGCAUACUUGUAUAUCCCAUUCAUGUUAUUUAUUGGAAUCAAUAUUUAAACACAGUAAAGCAAUUACCAAAUAUUAUUUUCUAAACACUAUAUAGUUCAUAAAAAGAAAAAA